Molecule: messenger RNA, 1408 nt
Organism: Cotesia glomerata
Lineage: Eukaryota; Metazoa; Arthropoda; Insecta; Hymenoptera; Braconidae
Gene: eEF5
Product: eukaryotic translation initiation factor 5A
Exons: 4
Coding region: 112-594 (160 amino acids)
Biological process (GO): positive regulation of translational termination; positive regulation of translational elongation
Molecular function (GO): translation elongation factor activity; RNA binding; ribosome binding
Source: RefSeq, a predicted model, not a curated record
GUGAUUUUAGUUUCGAGAACCCCUCUAUCUAUAACCGGGCUACGCAAGCGCCGCGAGAUCUUCUGGUUAGAGUAUCCAUUUUGAUCACAUAAACUCACGACAUAAUUAAAAAUGGGAGAUAUCGAGGAUACUCACUUCGAGACUGGAGACUCCGGUGCUUCAGUAACUUUCCCGAUGCAAUGUUCAGCAUUGCGUAAAAACGGGUUUGUUAUGUUAAAGGCUCGUCCUUGUAAAAUUGUUGAAAUGUCUACUUCCAAGACUGGUAAACACGGUCACGCCAAGGUUCACCUUGUUGGAAUUGACAUAUUCUCCGGCAAGAAGUACGAAGAUAUCUGUCCCUCAACACACAACAUGGAUGUUCCACAUGUCAAGCGAGAAGACUAUCAGCUAACAGACAUCUCAGACGAUGGAUAUUUGACUUUAAUGGCUGAUAACGGUGAUCUUCGUGAAGAUCUCAAGAUUCCUGACGGUGACUUGGGAACUCAAUUACGUAGUGACUUCGAUGCAGGAAAAGAAUUACUGUGCACCGUAUUGAAAGCUUGUAACGAAGAAGUGGUAAUUGCGGUCAAAGCCAACACUGCUCUCGACAAAUAAUUGUGUUCAGUUCCACCAGCACACAACUUUACCACCCAUUUAGCUAAUCGUCAUCUAAAUAAUUAUUGGUAAUAGAAAACCAAUAAAUUAUCAACCAUCAGUAUCUCAAACUGGAAAGAAGAAUCAAUAAUUAUAAUAAUAAUAAUAAUAAUAAUAAUAAACAAUUUUCUAUCUAAACAACACCUUGAUAAUUACUUACCAAGAGAUCAAAUGCUAAUUGGGUACUAUAUCGAAGAAAAAAAAAAUAACAUACUAAAAGUUUUCAAUGUAUAAAAAACAUCAUAUUAUAUCAACGUAAGAUUGUUUACGAUUGAUACAAGGGGAGAAAGACAUAUUACGAAAUACACACAUACACACAUGUUGUUCGUUAUAUAAAAAGAUAAGACGAUAAGCUUUUCAUUCGAGGGUUGAUUAAAAAGUAUGUAAUAAAAUUUGGAAAAGCCUUCACACUUCCUUCAUUUUUUUUUACUCUUUCAAACAUUUACUCAUUUAUUAAAACACAAAUAAUAAUACUUUAUAAAUAAUAACAUCAUCACAGUAAUCAUUUUUUGUAGUUUAAGGUAACAUGUUUAUUAAAGUGCAUGAGUCACUUAUGCCAAGCGAAAUCGAAUAAUUAUAACUAGAAAAAUAAUUAAAAAAUAGACUGCUGUCAGGAACAAUUUUUCAUGCGAAAAAUAAGCAAUCACAAAAAAUUUAAUUUAUCUCAGGUUGGCUUAAAUACGGGAUUAAUUGUCAAUGAUAUAAUAAAUAAAUGGAAAAAAAUAGUACGAAGCUUUUUUGACUUCCAGUCAUCGAGCCAGUAAUAUUAAAACUU